CAACGGCCAGAGUAGUCACCCCCCUCCCCCGCCCCCAGUGAGGCGAUCGUCGCUAUAACUGCUGACCAAAGCCACCGAGAGCAGCGAGCGUGUCAAAGCCGAGCGCGGCGACACCGAGAGCCCCCUUCACCUGCCUCCCGGGCAGAAGGGCAGUGUGGAGGCCCGGAAGGAUGGUGCAGUCCUGUUCCGCCUACGGCUGCAAGAACCGCUACGAUAAGGACAAGCCCGUCUCCUUCCACAAGUUCCCUCUGACCCGGCCGAGUCUCUGCAAACAGUGGGAGGCAGCCGUCAGAAGGAAGAACUUCAAGCCCACGAAGUACAGCAGUAUCUGUUCAGAGCACUUCACCCCGGACUGCUUUAAGAGAGAGUGCAACAACAAGCUGCUGAAGGAGAAUGCUGUCCCCACGAUAUUCCUCUGUGUCGAGCCACAUGACAAGAAGGAAGAUCUGGACCCCCAAGAACAGCUUCCCUCUCCUCCUUCACCCCCCACCUCCCAGGUCGAUGCUGCUAUUGGGUUGCUGAUGCCUCCUCUCCAGACCCCCGAUAAUCUCUCGGUUUUCUGUGACCACAAUUACACCGUGGAGGAUACGAUGCACCAGAGGAAGAGGAUUCAGCAGCUGGAGCAGCAGGUUGAAAAGCUCAGGAAGAAACUCAAGACUGCUCAGCAGCGGUGCCGAAGGCAGGAGAGACAGCUGGAAAAGCUGAAGGAAGUCGUGCACUUCCAGAGAGAGAAAGAUGACGCGUCGGAAAGGGGCUACGUUAUUCUCCCACACGACUACUUUGAAAUUGUGGAAGUACCAGCAUGAAAAAAUGAGAUGUAUUAGUGGGACAAGACCACGUGCUCCCUUCUAGCCUACUUACAGGAGUUCAUUUGAAAAAAUAGCACUUGAUUACUUGUUUAAAAAAAAUCAGAAUAUUUUUUUAAAAUAAAUUAGUUAUAUACUGUAAAAUUGUAAAUUUUUUGUUUGUAAUUUCAGAGUUUUUACAUUUUAACAAAAUAUUUAAAAAAAUUCUUAGACCACCAAUAUAACGUUGUAUAUUGGUUUCAAGAUGGUGGAUUGUUUUUCAUUUGAGUAUUUAUAGAAAUAAUGUACAAAUGAAAAGUAGAGAGGAUAAUGGUGCGGUGAAGAUGAUUUAAGUUUAAAAGUUAAAAUUAAUGUCCUUUAUUGAGAGAACUUAUUCUAAUUUAAAUCAGAAGUGUAAGAGAUCAUAGGACAGCCUCUCAGAAUAUAGAGAUGUACAUAUGCAUUUGUAUUUAUAGUCAGAGCUUCAUUUAUUUUUCUCAAUCACUUGUCAAAAUAAACUGUCAAGUCAACAUUUGAGGAAAACAAUAUUUUGCUGUCUUUAGAAGAGAAAGUCAUUCCUUAUUUAAUCAAUAACUUCAUAAAGUAGAUUUUUUAAAAAGUGGAUCCUUUUCUUCCAUAGCUUUGUAAAACUGGAAGUGUGUCUUGGGGAGUGAAGGCCUCAAAAUGAGGUAUUGGUUACCAGCAAAUGAAACUUGGGCCUGCUAGGUGGUCCCUGGGUGAAGGUGCUUGUCAUGCAAGCCUGGCCACCCGGCAGCCCAAGUGUGACCCCUGGGAUCCACGUAAAGCUGGAAGGAGAGCGCCGGCUCCACAGGUUGUCUUCAGACCUCCACGUGUGUACUGUGGCUUGUCUGCACACUUUCAAAACAUAAACUCGGGACCUGAUUCCCGAUACGUUCUCAUUAUCCCCUAGCUAAAGGCAUCUUCGUUCUAGAGCUGUAGUUCAUCUGCAUUCAAACCUCUAACAAUAUUUUAGUGGAGUUUGGUUUGUAUCAGAAUAUGGUAAUUUCCCCCUUAACUGUUUGAUUUUGGUCAAGACAUUGCAUAAAAGUGAUUUUUUUUCCAUUAAAUUAGAAAUUAUAUCUAAUUUACUUCAAGUGGCUUAUGUUCAACAGUAACGUGCUGUGUUUAUGACCUCAAGUGUUGAGAAUUAACUCUUGCAGUUUCUGUUCCCACUGUGGAUUGUGUUCUGCCUCUGUGAGAAAGCUUACGUACGUUUGAAAUGACAAUAUGUUCUAAGUAGACAAAUUCAGAAGAAUUCUCUAUUUAGGUUUAGGAGAACCGUAUUUUAUAUUUCAGCACACUGUAGUUAGCGAGCAGACCU
Chionomys nivalis (European snow vole) is the source of this 2127-nucleotide messenger RNA. It is a transcript of the gene Thap1, whose product is annotated as THAP domain containing 1. Gene Ontology annotation, molecular function: sequence-specific DNA binding. The record is from RefSeq and is a predicted model, not a curated record. The transcript is spliced from 3 exons. The coding region runs from base 171 to 806 and encodes 211 amino acids. Lineage: Eukaryota; Metazoa; Chordata; Mammalia; Rodentia; Cricetidae.